Molecule: messenger RNA, 2645 nt
Organism: Humulus lupulus (European hop)
Lineage: Eukaryota; Viridiplantae; Streptophyta; Magnoliopsida; Rosales; Cannabaceae
Product: putative clathrin assembly protein At2g25430
Exons: 1
Coding region: 383-2269 (628 amino acids)
Biological process (GO): clathrin coat assembly; vesicle budding from membrane; clathrin-dependent endocytosis
Cellular component (GO): clathrin-coated vesicle; clathrin-coated pit
Molecular function (GO): SNARE binding; 1-phosphatidylinositol binding; phosphatidylinositol-4,5-bisphosphate binding
Source: RefSeq, a predicted model, not a curated record
CAGGCGCUGCUGCCACUUCGCGCCCUGUGCUUCUCUUCACACACUUUUUAGUGAGAGAGAAAGAAUCGAAAGCCUCAUCUCAUCGCGACUCUUUGAUCACCUCCAUUCCCCCCCUCUCCGAUCGUAAGGACGCCAUCUACGCCGUCACUUACCUUUGACUCCAGGUCAACGGAUCUUUUAUUUCCACCACUAGAUCAAACUUCCUCCACUGGCAAUUGAUUUCAGUCACUCCAAAAUACAUAGGUUAGUUCGAUCGGACCCAUUAAUCUUCUCUAAUGUUUUUCCGAUAAAAGAAGCUUAUUUUGAUAUGAACACUGAAUAUCAGUGAUACCCAUAUGCAUAUAUAAGAUAACAAAUAGAAAGUUCUUGUAAAGUUCUAACAAUGGCACCUAGCACGAUUCGUAAGGCAAUUGGAGCUGUAAAGGAUCAAACCAGUAUUAGUUUGGCUAAAGUGGCUGGAAACAUAGCUCCAGACCUUGAAGUUCUCGUUGUUAAGGCCACCACCCACGAUGAAGACCCUGCCGAUGAGAAGUAUAUUAGGGAAAUCGUGAACUUGACUUGUUUUUCACGGGGUUACGUUAGUGCUUGUGUGGCUACCGUUUCGAAACGCUUGAGCAAGACUCGCGAUUGGAUCGUGGCGCUUAAGGCUCUGAUGCUUGUUCAUAGGAUUUUGGUUGAUGGGCAUCGUUCGUUUCAGGAGGAGAUUGUGUUUGCGAGCCGAAGAGGGAUGCGGAUUUUGAAUAUGGCCGAUUUUAGAGACGAGGCGCAUUCUAAUUCAUGGGACCACGCUAGUUUUGUGAGGCUUUACGCUAUUUAUCUUGAUGAGAAGGUGGAGAGUGUCGCUUAUGAUAAGAAAUCUAAGGGUGGUAAUGACAGAUUUGUUGAGAGAGAUGAUCAUGAAUUUCAUAAUGGUUAUGGGAUGCCAAGGAGAACGAGUUCUUAUGGUGAUUUGAGUGAGUCACCGGGGAGUAAGGAGCAAAGAAGAGAAGCUGCUACGCCUAUGAGGGAAAUGCAACCCGGAAGGGUGUUGGAUAAACUGACUCAGUUGCUUCGAAUUCUCAUUCGGAUUCUGGCAUGUAAGCCGGCUGGGGCAGCGAAAAACAGUAGGCUUGUGAUUGUUGCGCUUUACCAGAUUGUGAAAGAGAGUUUUGGAACUUAUAUUGAGAUUUGUGAGGCAUUGAGGGUCUUGUUGAAUCGAUUUACAGAGAUGGAGUAUUCCGAUUGUGUCAAGACUUUUAAUGUUUACCUUGAUGCGGCGAAGAUGAUUGAUGAACUCGCUGCUUUCUAUGGUUGGUGCAAGGAAGUGGGGAUCGCAAGGUCUUCCGAGUACCCUGAGGUUCAGAGAAUUACUGAUGAGCUUUUGGGUACACUUGAGGGAUUUUUGAAAGAGAUGGCUAAUAGGCCUAAGAGUAUUGAGGAGAAGCAGCCUGUUGUUGAGGAGGAGGAGGAGGAGCCAGUUCAGGCCAUGAAUGAGAUAAAGGCUUUACCUCCGCCAGAGAAUUACACUCCUCCUCCACCACCACCACCAUCUGAACCGCAAAGUAAGCCACCACAGCCUCAGCAGGUAACUGAAGACUUGGUGAAUUUGAGGAAGGAUGGAGUCUCAGCUGAUGAACAAGGCAACAAAUUGGCUUUGGCUCUGUUCUCUGGACCUUCAUCCACCAAUGCAAAUGGUUCUUGGGAAGUUUUCCCCUCUGACGGAGAGCCACAGGUGACCUCAGCGUGGCAAAACCCUGCUGCAGAAACUGGCAAAGCAGACUGGGAAUUGGCACUGGUUGAGUCAGCCAGCAAUCUAUCAAGGCAGAAGGCAAAUUUGGCAGGUGGUUUUGACCCAUUGCUAUUAACUGGAAUGUAUGAUCAGGGCACAGUGAGGCAGCAUGUGAACACCACACAGCUGAAUGGCGGAAGCGCUAGCAGCGUGGCGUUGCCUGGGCUGCCAGGCAAGAACUCUUCGCCAGUUCUGGCCUUACCAGCACCAGAUGGAACCCUGCAAGCGGUGGGGCAACAAGAUCCAUUUGCUGCUUCCCUUGUGGUUCCUCCUCCUUCAUACGUUCAGAUAGCUGAUAUGGAGAGGAAGCAGCAGUUUCUUGUGCAAGAACAACAGCUGUGGCAGCAAUAUGGGAGAGAAGGGAUGCAAGGACAAGUGGGUUUGGCGAAAAUCGCUGGUGGAUCUGGCUAUUAUGGCCCCAACCCGCAUCAAACGAUGCCUUAUGGGAUGCCACAGUUCAACAUGGGGCAGCCAGGUGGAUACUACUAUGCUCCGUAUUAGGUUGGCUUGGUUUUCCUUGCUGCUUGUUUUUUAAUUUCCAUAAUGCCAAUAGCUAAUAUAUGUGUAUUUCGUAUGUAUCGUAAUAGUGAUCCUGAUGCUUAUACAUUCUCUGAGUUGCUUAUUACUUUCUUUGCAAUAUUUUCUAAGUAUACAACCUUUUUGUUUUUUUGGGGGGGGGGAGGGGAGGGUGGUUUGGUUUGUACAUGGUUGCAUUGUAUGAAAUGAGAAGCAUUACAGUUGCAGAAUCUGAGAUUUUGAGGAAAGAUUAUAAUGGCGUCAGGCAUAUUGUAAUGUAAUUUCAUACAAAACUGUAAUGCUACUCUCUAUUUUAUCUUGCUACAUUGCCAUUUAAAAAUAUAUAUUCUUUUUAUCGUUA